AUGAAGUGGUCUAUUAUUCCAUUCCUGGCUUUCUUGGCCACCUACAUUCAUGCCGCGCCAGUCGGCACCGAAGCGGCUGCUCCCAAGCCAGUAGCCGAGCGCUAUCUCGAGGACCAAUGCAAAAGUUGGCAGCGCGCAGCUAUUCAAACGGCACGAGACAUGCUUUACAACUCCUACUCAUUGAAUGGGCAAGUAGUGGACUGUUUCCCUGAUCCACAUCUUUGUUAUAUCGUUCCUCUCGAAAAAAGAGAAGUAUCGUCAACACAAGAGCUUGGCGUUCAGCUCACUGUUGCGGGUAACUCCGCCGUCAAGGUCGUAGUGACGAACAACGGCGAUAUGGCUUUGAACCUUCUCAGGAGAACCACUCUCUUCGAUGAGAAGCUACCCGUCGAGCGCAUCUCGAUGUUCGCUAGCAACAGUUCUAUCAAGGUUCCUUUCGAAGGCAUCAGCGGGGUUUACCUUGAUACCGAUAACCUGUCCACAGACGACUUCCUUGUUCUUGAAGCUGGAGACAAGAAAGAGUUGACGAUUGAAGCUGCCUCUCUACACGAUCUCAGCAACGGCGGAAGCUUUGAUGUGUUCGCGAACGGCAUGCUGCAAUACGCCAACACCAACUCGACCGAGCUUGUUGGCCAUCUCCAAUACAGCUCCAACAAGCUCAGCAUCACUGUCAACGGUACCGAAGCGGCUACUCACAAGGCAGUAGCCGAACGUGCAGCCGAUCCCUACUUUUGCCGACGUACGUACUCCUUUCCAUCACAGACUCGCACAAACGCUGACGCAGGCUUCAUAGCUUUCAUGAAUGAUAUGAUCGCCGAGGCACAAUCGAACUGCCAAAAGCUAGCAUUGGGAGCAGCAGCUGCAGCUCGAGCCGGCCACCGCCAUCUCGAAACCUUCUUCCACUCGCGAACACAAGCUACGAAAGAUGCGGUUUCUGCCCGAUACACCGCAAUAGCACAAGAGUGCGCCAAACCUAGUGCAAGCUUGAAUCUCUACUGUCAUGACCGUCUCGGCCAUUGUAACGGUAACCUUGCAUACUACGGCCCGAUUGGUCUCGGCAUCACGUUCUGCGCUAGUUACUGGGACCUGCCGGCAGUAGCGAAAGGGCAAUGUUCAGCCAAGGAUCAGGGCACUAUACUUCUGCACGAGAUGACGCAUUCUUCAGAGGUGUAUAGCCCUCCUACCAAGGACUGGGCUUAUGACUAUCGGCCUUCCGUUAAGCUGUCUUCCGGGAAGGCACUGAACAACGCAGAUUCGUUCAAGCUGUUUGCAAACCGUAAGCUGAUGUCCUUCUACGACCGAUGA
Messenger RNA from Alternaria ventricosa, 1305 nucleotides. RefSeq lists its product as uncharacterized. The record is from RefSeq and is a predicted model, not a curated record. Gene Ontology annotation, molecular function: metalloendopeptidase activity. Lineage: Eukaryota; Fungi; Ascomycota; Dothideomycetes; Pleosporales; Pleosporaceae. Gene Ontology annotation, biological process: proteolysis. Bases 1 to 1305 code for a protein of 434 amino acids. The transcript has 4 exons.